Molecule: messenger RNA, 2027 nt
Organism: Ziziphus jujuba (common jujube)
Lineage: Eukaryota; Viridiplantae; Streptophyta; Magnoliopsida; Rosales; Rhamnaceae
Exons: 6
Coding region: 273-1877 (534 amino acids)
Biological process (GO): protein transport
Source: RefSeq, a predicted model, not a curated record
CCGAGCUCUGUGUGAAUUGAGAGCAGAUACUGAUGCUAAUCAAUGAUAAUAAUAAUAAUAAUAAUAAGCUAAACUAUAUAUAUAUAUAUAAUAUUUACAUUUAAAAACAAAAUCAUAUUACGCUGAUUUUUUCACUACCAAACUCCCCUUUUCGAACACAUCUCCCAAAAUUUUGAUCAUCAAGAACAGUAUCUGAACAUCUAUAUAUAUAUAUAUAAUUAUAAUACAAUUGAGCAACUAUUUAGCGGGCAACUUUGGGAUCUUCUUCAACCAUGUCGAUGCUCGAUUCUUUCUUCAGCAAGGGCUUCAAAGCUGCCAAAUGCAAAACCCUACUGAAAUUGACGAUUCCUCGUAUAAAAUUACUGAGGAACCGGAGGGAAAAUCAGAUAAAACAGAUGCGCCGAGAUAUUGCCAAGCUUCUUGAGACUGGUCAAGAAGCUACUGCUCGUAUUCGGGUGGAGCAUAUUAUAAGGGAAGAGAAUAUGAUGGCUGCUCAGGAGAUUAUAGAGCUUUUCUGUGAGCUUAUAUCUGUCCGCCUUCCGAUUAUCGAAUCACAAAGGGAAUGCCCUCUAGAUUUGAAAGAAGCCAUCUCCAGUGUGUGUUUUGCUGCACCAAGAUGUGCCGAUCUGCCAGAAUUGCUGCAGGUGCAAUUAUCAUUUGCAUCCAAAUACGGGAAGGAAUUUGUAGCAGCUGCAACCGAGCUCUUACCAGAUUGUGGUGUUAAUCGCCAGUUAAUUGAACUUCUAUCAAUCCGUGCUCCUGCACCUGAAAAGAAAAUGAAGCUUCUGAAAGAAAUUGCUGAAGAGCAUGAAUUAGAUUGGGAUCCUGCUGCAUCUGAAAAUGAGUUUCUGAAACCUCAUGAAGAUUUAUUGAAUGGCCCAACACAGUUUAUCAGCGGAUCUAAACAGCCACUUCCCCAAGAAAAACAUGAUGAGGCAGCAUAUAAUGCUCCAGAUCAAACCCAGGAAGAAAAGGCCGAUUCUGAUUCAGACUUGGACUCAUUAGAUUUUCCUGAAGUUCCUAAGGUAUCACUACGGCCAAGUCCAAAUGUUGCAUCAGUGCCAGCUGUGGUCCCACCUGCUCCAACUGUCCCAGAUCACGAUAUUGAUCAUGACUCAUCAAGACAUUCUAGAGCUAGUGGAAUUCAAUCUGAAGGUCUGGACUUGGAAUACGAGGAAGUGGUAAAAGAAAGAUCAGCAGCUGAUAGAGAUGGAGAACCUCAUGCUGCAGUUGGUGGUGGUCCGGAAGAUAGACAGUUUCUGCCUUUCAUCUCUCCUCCAUCACAAUCUUCAGUGCCAUCUCUCAAUAGACAGAGCAGUGCACCUCUACCUGUUUCAAGAACAAACAGCGAGGCCAAUGUGGAUUUGCAGGAUGUGUUGGCUGCUGCUCAGGCUGCUGCUGAAACCGCCGAACGUGCAGCUGCAGCAGCUCGAUCAGCAGCUAGUCUUGCACAGGUUAGAAUCAGUGGGCUUACAAAGAAAAACAGUGACACUGAAAGUAUCUCUGAGAAUCCAUUUCAUACACAUACUCCUGAUCCGUCUCCUACAGAAAAGCCAAAUUUUGAUCAUCAUGACACUCAUGGUGAUUCCGCUGCCUCGGUGAGUUUUCCACAAACCCACGAAGUUUAUGAAGGUAGCCAAGGAUCAGAGUCAUCAAAGUUCCGUCCACUUGACUCGUUCAAGUCUGAUUUCGAUGCCUCACUUCCGGAUGACAAGGUUCUCGAUUCACCUGAGUCAGCUCGUCACCCUCCACAGAGAUUGCCUUCAAUGGAAGACGACCCGUACUUUGCAUAUCCAAACUUGUUUACAUCACAGAAUUCAAAUCUUAGCUCUGGUUCCCGUUCUUUUACAGAUAAUAAAGCCUCAUACAACCCAUGAACACGGAGUUGAGUAUGAAUCAUGGUAGGCCAUAAACUUCCAAUUUUUAGUUUUAUUUUCAACUAAAUAUUUUUUUUGUUGAGAGCUUGGGUUGUGAAGCAAUGGUGUAUCUGUUAUCAACAAAACUUCUAUUAAGCAGUCUUUUCAGUU